This is a messenger RNA of Theileria orientalis strain Shintoku, 396 nucleotides long. RefSeq lists its product as hypothetical. The record is from RefSeq and is a predicted model, not a curated record. NCBI's taxonomy places the organism in Eukaryota, Apicomplexa, Aconoidasida, Piroplasmida, Theileriidae. Bases 1 to 396 code for a protein of 131 amino acids. The transcript has a single exon.
AUGAAGUAUUUUCGUUAUGAGGAUAGAGUGCCUGAUUUACUGAUGGAUAUUGCAGCUGCCGAAAGGAUUCCAUAUUGGAGGAUACUGCGUUUCAUAUCUAUGGAUAAAAACGCAGUUCAAUUCAUUAGAAAAUUAAACAAACACAGUCUGAAAACAAUGACAUAUGCGAUGGGAAUUAAUUUCACUGGAUGUAUAUAUAAUCUGACUGUUUUCGGAGUCACAAGAUCUACUAUACACCAUGAUCGUUCUGGGGUAAUUUUAUGGGCCGUAAGUCAAUAUACGAGGACAUCUUCAGGAUAUAAACACCAAAACACAUAUUCACUCAAUAUUUUACGUUUCCUCACUCGUUUGGUGUCAAUACAGGUACCACAUCUUCACAAACUUGUGUGUUUUUGA